Messenger RNA from Fusarium coffeatum, 1104 nucleotides. RefSeq lists its product as uncharacterized. Gene Ontology annotation, molecular function: oxidoreductase activity. Bases 1 to 1104 code for a protein of 367 amino acids. NCBI's taxonomy places the organism in Eukaryota, Fungi, Ascomycota, Sordariomycetes, Hypocreales, Nectriaceae. The record is from RefSeq and is a predicted model, not a curated record. The transcript has a single exon.
AUGGAUACAGCACUGCAAACUGGCCUCUCAGCAGGCAUGUCGGCCGUCUCUGGACUUCACUCUAGCAAACCAAAGUGGGCUGAUCCCGAAGUCGCUGGCGACAACGUUCUCCCUACAUGCUACUGUCCAACAGCCCAGUCCCGUGUCGAAUUCCCGACCGCACAAAAGCCAGUCUCGGCAUCCAACAUCUGCGUCGGCGCUUGGUCAUGGGGCGAUAAACCAACUUGGCAAUACCACGAAACUCAAUUACCGGAUAUCAUCCGAGCUUGGAAAACUUUAUACGAAGCAGGCAUCAACUUCAUCGACACGGCUGAGGCGUACGGCAACGGAGAGAGCGAAAGGAUUGUUGGGGAACUCGUCAGGGACUUGCCACGCGAUAGCUUCGUCGUUCAGACGAAGUACUUCAGCACACCGCUAAAAGCGGCCAACUUCAUAUAUCCUACUGAAGCGCCCAUCAAGAGUCUUAAGGGCAGUCUUGAGCGCAUGGGUCUCGAUUACGUGGAUAUUUUUCUUGUCCAUGGACCUAUUCAUCCACAGAGCGUCGCUCAAAUCGCGGAAGGCAUGGCACAAUGCGUGGAACAAGGCUUAGCUCACUGUAUCGGAGUAGCCAACUACGAUGUCGAAGACGUACAGAAGAUCAACGAUGAGCUCGCCAAGUUCAACAUCCCUCUCGCUACAAACCAAUGCGAGUUCAACAUCUUGCGCCGCUAUCCCGAGCUCAGCGGCAAUAUCAAGAAAUGCCAAGACAGCGGCAUGAUCUUUCAGUCGUACUCCUCGCUUGCUCAGGGACGCUUGGCGGGGAAGUACAGGAAGGAUAGUCCGGCACCCAAGUCGCGUCGAUUCAGCAGUUACAAGAUAGAGUACUUGGAUCCGGUAUUGGAAACGUUGAAGACCGUUGCUGAAAGACGAGGGAAGAGUGUUGCGGCCGUGGCGCUGAAUUACAACAUCAGCAAAGGUGUCCUACCAGUUGUCGGGAUCAGGAAUGUCGAGCAAGCCAAAUGUGCGAUCGAGGCACUCGGAUGGAGGCUUACCGAUACAGAGAUGAGGGAGAUCGACAAGGUGAGCAUUGCGGGUGACAAGACGGUCUUUUGGCAGCAAGGGUGA